This is a messenger RNA of Aspergillus heteromorphus CBS 117.55, 1394 nucleotides long. RefSeq names its product F-box domain protein. Gene Ontology annotation, molecular function: protein binding. The coding region runs from base 90 to 1250 and encodes 386 amino acids. Lineage: Eukaryota; Fungi; Ascomycota; Eurotiomycetes; Eurotiales; Aspergillaceae. The record is from RefSeq and is a predicted model, not a curated record. The transcript is spliced from 2 exons.
CCCCGCCAGCUGCAUGCAUGGCAUCUUCCGAAUGCAGACUGACCGGCGCCUCCGAUACUGAACUAUCAUGGCAUUUAUGACCGCCCCCGAUGCCCUCUCUUCAGAUCUAUCUCCCCACAGAAAUCGUGGUGGAGAUUGUCUCCUACGCCGCCACAGAUGAUUCCCGCCGCCAACCCACCCUCCACGCCUGCUGCCUCGUCUCGCGCCAGUGGUACUCAGUCGCCAUCCCCUUUCUCUACGAAAGGCCGCGGAUGAGCAAAGGUGCGGCUUUCCAGAACUUCACGGCCACAAUCAGCCCGCCAAUCGGGGCCCGCAAGAACAAGUUCAACCUGGGCAAUUUGGUGCAUAAACUCGACCUCAGCGGCCUGGUCUAUCACAGCUCCAACAGUCUGACAGCGCGACUACUGGGGCGGAUAAAGGAGAAUCUGGAGGUCUUUAUUGCGCCGAGGAUCUCUUUUGCUAUAAACAGCCUCCCCGCUCUAUCCAAAUGCACCAAACUCCGAAACCUCGACCUCUCGCUCGUCAACGACCCGAUCCCCUUCUCCAGCCUGAAAAAGGCCCUCAGCAGUCUCCACAAACUGACCACCCUGCGACUCCCUCUCUCCACCACCCUGACCGACUACUCCCACCUCGCAGCCGCCGUCGACUGGCCCCCCAACCUCCAUCGCCUCCAACUCAGCGGCCACUUUUCCGCCCUCGCGAUCGCCACCUUCCCCUGGCCCCGCACCAUGACCUCCCUUACCCUCAAGAACUGCGCCGACCUCUCUUUUUCCAACCUCGCCGGCUUGAUGAGCUGCCCUCAUCUCACCACCCUGAAACGUCUCGCCAUCUCCGGCUCCAACCGCGGUCUCCAGCCCGAAUCCAUCAACUCCAUCCCCAUAUUCCUGCCCUGGUUGAUCUCCCUCAGUGUCCCGGGUGACCUGGUCAACGAUUCCUUCUUCGACAUCCUAAGCCACAUGCACCCGCCCCUCCCGCUCGAGGUCCUUGAGUUUGGACUCCCCAGCAUAGACCCCAGUGUCACCUUCCGCACGGACUCACUGGUCGCUGCGCUGGGGUAUGGCUUGGAGAAUGUGCGCUCUGUGGGGUUUUCCGAGGUGUUCUGUACCGAUCAGCGCAUUAUAGAGGAUGAGGAGAUUGAUGAGAUGCUUCUGAAGCGGUCUUCGAAGAGGAAACCCUCGCAUUCUGAGGGAUCCCAGAAUGAGGUAGAGAAGAGUGACGACGACACUGUGAUUGGGGUUUACUAUAUAUGAACAACUACUUUGCAUUGGUACAUCAGACAUAUAUACAUACUAUCUUAUAUAGAGAUGCAUCAUCCUUGUGCAUGCACUACACGGCACAUACUACUUACUUACUCUACAUCGUUGACUUUGCGAUGCUACAUCCAUGUAUUUAUU